Molecule: messenger RNA, 2828 nt
Organism: Juglans regia (Persian walnut)
Lineage: Eukaryota; Viridiplantae; Streptophyta; Magnoliopsida; Fagales; Juglandaceae
Product: serine/threonine-protein kinase BLUS1-like
Exons: 21
Coding region: 195-2399 (734 amino acids)
Biological process (GO): protein phosphorylation
Molecular function (GO): ATP binding; protein serine/threonine kinase activator activity; protein kinase activity
Source: RefSeq, a predicted model, not a curated record
GCUUGCUGCCUCACUCUCUCCCAUCUGAAGCAGUAGUCCAAUCUCUCUCCAUCUUUAUAGUAUAUACCUUUUCAUGGCGGUCAACGACUCGAUAUUCCAACACACUCCGUGAAUACCGAAUUACUGAAUCCAGAUAGCUGUGGAGAGCGGCUUUCGAUCUGUUUAGGCGGGUUCACGAGCUGUAUUUUAGGGGCAUGGGGAAGACGGGAGGUAAUCAGAGGACAUACUCGACGAAUCCCGGUGACUACAAGCUUCUGGAAGAGGUAGGGUACGGUGCGACCGCCACGGUCUACAGAGCAAUCUAUCUUCCUCUCAAUGAAGUCGUGGCUGUCAAGUGCUUGGAUCUCGAUCGCUGCAAUAGCAAUCUGGAUGAUAUACGUAGGGAGGCUCAAACGAUGAGUUUGAUAGAUCAUCAAAAUGUUGUUAGGGCAUAUUGUUCAUUUGUUGUUGAACAGAACCUUUGGGUGGUCAUGCCAUUCAUGGCAGAAGGUUCUUGUUUGCACCUCAUGAAGAUAGCUUAUCCAGAUGGGUUUGAAGAAGCUGCCAUUGGUUCUAUACUGAAGGAAACUUUGAAGGCUUUGGAGUACCUACAUCGACAAGGACAUAUUCAUAGGGAUGUGAAGGCUGGAAACAUAUUACUUGAUGACAAUGGGGUGGUAAAGCUUGCUGACUUUGGUGUUUCAGCUUGCAUGUUUGAUACCGGUGAUAGACGGCGUUCGCGAAAUACUUUUGUAGGGACUCCAUGCUGGAUGGCACCAGAGGUAUUGCAGCCAGGAAGUGGAUAUAACUCCAAGGCUGAUAUUUGGUCAUUUGGGAUAACGGCACUUGAGUUGGCUCAUGGUCAUGCACCAUUUUCAAAAUAUCCUCCAAUGAAGGUUCUCCUGAUGACCAUACAGAAUGCCCCUCCUGGACUUGAUUAUGAUCGUGAUAAACGGUUCUCUAAGUCGUUUAAAGAAAUGGUUGCAAUGUGUCUCGUGAAAGAUCAGACAAAGAGACCGACGGCAGAUAAAUUAUUGAAACACUCCUUCUUCAAGAAUGUGAAGCCUCCAGAACUUUCUGUGAAGAAAUUAUUUGCUGACCUGCCACCCCUCUGGAAUCGUGUAAAAGCACUCCAGCUUAAAGAUGCAGCACAACUAGCUCUAAAGAAAAUGCCUUCAGCUGAACAAGAGGCAAUAUCACAGAGUGAGUACCAACGAGGAGUUAGUGCUUGGAACUUUGAUAUUGAGGAUUUAAAAGCGCAAGCAUCACUGGUGCAAGAUGACGAUGAUAUGCCAGAGAUGAGCGAAGAAGAUGAAGGCGUAAAGUCUUUGGUUGGUGAGAAGUAUUCACCUGAUUGCCAAUCCAGUUUGGCGAAAUUGAAUUUAAACAACAAAUUAGUACAACCUGAGUGUGGGGAACAAACUAGUGGUGAAGAAUUACCACAGGUUGACUGCUUGAAUAGAAAGGGAAAGAAUCGGGAAAGUGAUUUACUGGAAUCUGGAUGCCAAGAGAAAAUUGGUUGGAAGGAAGAUGUUUCAAGCCCUGAGGCAUCAUCAUCUAUGACAGAAAAGGAAAUGUUACAGGCCAAGACUAAAGCUCAAAUGUUGAAAAUUCGUCAUACUCAGAGUGGCCCACUCAUGCCUGGUGCUGUGCUUGGUCAUUCAUUAUCAGAGAGGGGACAAAGCUCUGAAAGGAAUGAGAAUGGAAUUCAACAAUGUACUGAAAAAGCUUACCGUGAAGUACGGCGGGCACCAAACUUUAGUGGUCCUUUGAUGCUUCCAAACCGAGCUUCGGCAAACAGUUUAUCAGCUCCAAUAAAGCCUACUGGAGGGUUUAGAGAAUCUUUAGAUGACAAGUCAAAGGCUAAUCUGGUGCAAAUUAAAGGACGAUUUUCAGUAACAUCAGAGAAUUUAGAUCUUGUAAAGGAUAUUCCAUUAAGUACAGUUCCACGUCGGUCCUCUCAGGGAUCUCCACUUAGAAAGUCGGCUAGUGUUGGUGAAUGGAUUUUUGAAUCCAAACAGAUGCCUGUUAAUCAGUCGCCAAAGGACUUUAGCAACAGCAAUUUACCUGCAUCACUUCUCAUGCCGCACCUUCAGAAUCUAUUUCAGCAGACUGCAAUUCAACAGGAGCUUAUUAUGAACUUGUUGAAUAGUUUGCAACCACCUGAGGUAGCGGAUGCUUCUCAAAAUGGAAAAUUGCCCCCACUGCCUCGCGGUUCAGAGAAUAAUGUAAUUAUUGAACUAGCGGCUUCUGAGAGGGAGCGUUUACUACUUAUCAAGAUCUCAGAGCUUCAAGCUAGGAUGAUCAAUUUGAAUGAUGAGCUGACAGCUGAAAAGUUGAAAUAUACCCAAUUGCAAUGGCAGCUAAAUGCUGCGUCCGGUCUGGAAGAAAAUGGGGACAAGAGGGAAGGGGGUGCCUGAAACUCAGAUAUUGUGGUCGGUGUAAAUUAAAUAAUCAUGUACAUCCUGGCAAGAGAUCUGAGAUGCACAUCAUAUGCAGAAAGUGUUUUCCUACAAAUUCUUUAUCUGUGCCAAAUCGGGACUGUUUUGGCUGUCGACAGCGAUAGAUAUGAGCCGAAGUGUGGCAAUGCAUGUGUCUGGGUCACUUUCGCCAAUGUGCUUAAUAAGUUUCUUUAGAGAUCUCGGCCACCAAAGAUGAUGAGCAACAGCUCAAUUCGUUCAGUCAGUUGCUCUCAUACAAAGAUAAAUGAGCUCCUCCCGCAAUGCCAUGUUAAUUGUAGCUUGCGAAAUUGGCAGCUGAUUCUUUUUCUUGUUCAUUUGUGCCCUUAUAGUUAUGGGUGUUAAUUUAUAAUUGACAGUUUUUGUGGUUAUAAUGCUCAAUUAUAAUAA